This is a messenger RNA of Tachysurus fulvidraco (yellow catfish), 4318 nucleotides long. RefSeq names its product cholinergic receptor, muscarinic 2b (gene chrm2b). Gene Ontology annotation, molecular function: G protein-coupled acetylcholine receptor activity; G protein-coupled serotonin receptor activity. The record is from RefSeq and is a predicted model, not a curated record. The transcript is spliced from 3 exons. Bases 431 to 1837 code for a protein of 468 amino acids. Gene Ontology annotation, biological process: chemical synaptic transmission; G protein-coupled receptor signaling pathway, coupled to cyclic nucleotide second messenger; regulation of smooth muscle contraction. Gene Ontology annotation, cellular component: dendrite; synapse; plasma membrane. NCBI's taxonomy places the organism in Eukaryota, Metazoa, Chordata, Actinopteri, Siluriformes, Bagridae.
GAGAGAGAGAGAGAGAGAGAUGUACUCCGUUUUAAGUUAGUCUGAAAUAUGACGCACAAUUAGGAGCUUUGUUUUUAACCAGAAAUUACGUCCCGUUUACGACAUUUGUUCAAGUUCACGUUAAGGUCUUUACGCUCUCCGUGGUGCUGAGAACGCGGCGUGAAAUGAAAGACAAAGGAAGUCACGGCUGUGUUGCGUUGAAUUGGAGGUCUGUUUCUACGCCCCUAGACGUAAUUUACACACGCAAACUCUCCGAGAGCUUCAGUCACCGCCUGUAAGGGACAGGACACGCACCAUAACUUACUGUACAAACAACGAAUAACACCGUAAAGGACUGAGGGGAAAAGAUGGGUGUUGGUGUAUUUAACAUUACCGACCACAGAUGCUCUGAAAUGGACGGAAAACAGCUGAAUUUGUUCGAGAGAAGGUCAUGAUGAAUGUCCAAAAGGGUAUAAGUGUACAAUCAGACCCAGGAAACAUGGACUCAAACUUAAGUCUUGCUGCAUGCUUCAGCUAUGCCAAUAAGACAAAUCCAUAUGUGGAAUGUCCUUUCAAGCCUUCAGUGGUGGUGCUUAUGAUUCUGGGACUGAGCUCUUUGAGUCUGAUUACAGUUAUCGGCAAUGUUCUGGUCAUUGUCUCCAUCAAGGUCAAUAAAAACCUUCAGACAGUUAAUAACUGUUUCCUCUUCAGCUUGGCAUGUGCAGAUCUCAUCAUCGGUGUGUUUUCCAUGAACCUCUAUACAAUCUACAUUGUGAAUAGGUUCUGGCCUUUAGGGCCUAUCGUCUGUGACUUGUGGUUGGCUCUCGACUAUGUGGCAAGCAACGCUUCUGUCAUGAACCUCCUUAUCAUCAGCUUCGACCGCUAUUUCUGCGUCACCAGGCCACUUAGCUACCCAGUCAAAAGGACGACCAGGAUGGCGGGAAUGAUGAUCGCAGCCGCCUGGGUCUUGUCUUUUGUCCUGUGGGCACCAGCCAUCCUUUUCUGGCAGUUCAUCAAGGGUGGCCGCACAGUGCCUAAAGGCAUAUGUCAAAUUCAAUUCUUUUCUAAUGCUGUGGUCACUUUUGGCACAGCUAUCGCUGCAUUCUACCUGCCUGUGGUCAUAAUGAGCGUGCUGUACUGGCAGAUCUCCAAGGCAAGUCGCAGCCGUGUCAGGAGGAGAGAAUGUCACAAAACUUCUGAAGUCAGUCAGGAAGGCAGGACUCAGGCCACUGUCUCGACCACAGAGGAGAACAGAGAGGGGAAGGAAGGCAAGGAAGCAGAGGGUUUGCAUGUACACUGCCCUGGUUCCAGCACUAUAAUAGGUGAGGACAGGGAGAGUGAAAAUGACUCCACAUCAGGCAGCAUCUUGGCGUCAUUCAGUCAGAGAGAGGAUGCGGUUUCUAACGGUGAUGUUCAGAGCACUCCAACAAAGAGAGCAAGAAAAAGCCAUGCAAAACUAACCUGUUUGGCAAUUUCAUCAAAAGAGACUAUGGGUAACAGUGCAAAUCAGAACACCAGCCAUCAUAAGGAGAAGCAGAGCCUGGUUGCCCUGAUCUUCAUGCCUCCAAACAAGAAAAAGAGGAAGAAUGGGUGCUCCAGAGAGAGGAAGGUUACAAGGACAAUCAUGGCUAUUCUUCUGGCCUUUGUGAUCACUUGGACCCCUUACAAUGUCAUGGUUCUGAUCAACACCUUCUGCUCUGACUGCAUCCCUAACUCCAUGUGGACACUGGGGUACUGGCUGUGUUACAUCAACAGCACAGUUAACCCCGCCUGCUAUGCCCUGUGCAAUGCCACCUUCAAAAACACCUUCAAGCAGCUGCUGUUGUGCAAGUACAAAAACAUUCGCACAGUCAGAUAAAACCUGUAUGUGGUUUCUGUAAAGCUGAUGAGUCUAACGUACGAAUUUGGUUCCACAUCCAAAAGUUUUUUUAAUAGACCAGAGCGAUGGUAUUAAUAUGAACUCCACACACACCAUGGGAGGGACAUGUCACAUUCAAGUCACUUUCAGUAUACGGCUAAACAGGGAUGAAAAGCUGGAGGUCCCCCAUAGAGACAAUUACAGCUUUGUAUAGGGUGUGUCAUUGAGUAUUGAGUUCAGAUAACGCUAGAUUUUACCAAGAACGAAAGAAAACAACCCAUUUAGGAUUAUAAUGCAAACUAGAAUAUGUUUAAGAUGUAAAUUGUUCAAUUAUUCAUUCAUUCAGCUUCAUUCAGUAAACAAUUUAUCCUGGUCAGGGUCAUGGUGGAUCCAGAGUCUAUCCCGGGACUGCUGGGUAUGACACCAGGGGACACCAGUCCACCACAGGAAACACACAUAUGAGUGGAAAAUCCACGUAGACAGGAAGAGAACAUUCACAACCUGAAUUUAGGAUGAUGUCUGGGUGUGUGAGGCUGAGUGGCUUUAAUGCUACAGCAUUAUGCAUUACCACACUACUACACCCCACACACACUUAUCCAUUAAUAACAGACUCUAGAGCUUUGACCAAAUUCAUGCUAUGUAGUGGUGCACUAUUCUCAGAUAAAACUCUGCUGAUUAAUAAAGAACACUAUGCUUUGCUCUAUGGACUAAUAUAUACCGUAUUUACAGUUGUGUUUCUAAUUUAGGUAAAAUGAACAGCUUCUAUCUGUGUUUUCAGAGAAUCCUUUCUGAACUGUUGUGGCUAAUACACAACAUCUAAGACUAAUCAUAUCUUAUGAAUCGGGCCUCAUUUAUCAAGCUACUACAGACACCACUGCAUGUAUUUAACAAGUCAAACUCGAUGCCAACAGUGUCAACGGUCUACAAGUCUAGUUCUCCUUGUUACUAAUCUGUAGGCCAGAAAAACCCUUAAAAUAUAAUUAGAAUGUGAAGGAAGCGAUUGAAGAAACAGUAUUUCAGAUAUUUGACCUUGCAUUUUUUGACUAGUGAUAAUGAUAAUUAAAUAAAAAUCCUACAAACAUUUAACCACUUGUUCUUAAGAAAUUAUAAUGAAUCUAACUCAUCCCACACUAUCUGGCUGAGGUAUAACAAAAUACUCGAAGGCAUUUACACAGGAAAUGCGUUAUUCUUAAAAAAUAUUCCUGAUUUGAAUUUUCAUUGAUUGGCUUCAACGUGUAUAAUUACAUGAGUUUUUCAAUGUGGAUUAUGGUGAUUGUGGAUUGUGAAAAUGAAGGUCAUUACGUUAAUACGUUAAUACAUAACUAAUUAACUAACUUACUAACUAACUAGCUGUUUAAGUUCCAUACACGUUUAAUGAAAAUGUAUGAAUGUCAUUUUCAUAUUAUUAUAAAAGAAAUCCAAAAGAAAUCCAUGAAUUAAGACAAAUAAGAACAGAUUUUUAAAACAAUGGCAUGCUAUAAGAGGAAGGAGUGUGUGUGUGUGUGGAUGCUGAUGUGUUGUUGUCUGAGCUGGUUUAUACUGAAGUUCUAGCUCACGCCGAACUUAAAGAGACGCACUUUUAGCAUUUAAGCAUAUUAACUUUUAAUGGAAUUUUGUGGUCAUCAACUAAAUGCAACUCAUCCAUUCACACAAAGCACUUUCACUUCACACUUGAUGGUUAUAAGUGUAAACAUGUGAGUAUGAAGAAAAACAGCAUUACUGUACUUUUCGUAAACCUGGUAGGGAUUUUUCAGUACGGUUUUGGCAAACAAGAAGACUUUAAACACACUUUUCUAAGAGAAUGAUAAAUGAGGCCCAUUAAUGUUACAGACUCCAGACCUUCUGGACAGAUUUUAAUAGCAAUUCACUUUUUAUCUUUGAUGCAUCUGUUAGUGUGUAAAUCCUUAAACCGUUUGAAGCUGCAUUUAAAAUACAUGCCACGUGAACCCCGGGCACAGCUUGGAGCAUUUAAAGAAAAUUUCAGUUGAAAUGGCUUUUUUUUUCCAACAGUGGUAAAUGAUGUGUUUUGUGUGCGAGUGUGUGUGUGUGUGUGUGUGUGUGUGUGUGUGUGCUACCAAACCAAAACUAUUUUCUACAGAUUUUGAAGAGGAGGAAAAGGACAAACCUGAUUUUCCUGCUCAUGACCAGGGAGUUGUGGUUGUGUAAUUAAAGUAAAUAUACGAGAUGCGAGUUAACAGCAUAAAGCUUUGGAAGCUGCUACCAUGCACUUAAUAUGUUAGAUUAUUAAGAGAGUGUUAGAAGAUAACUACUCUGAACUGAACUUAGUUUUAAACAUGAGUUAAUAUUUAUCCUGAUAUCUAUAUUAAACAGCAGUCCUUUGAUAUGGCUGUUUCUUUCACUGUUUGCAAUUAAUCAUUAAAAUGUGCCUAUUAUCUGUGUGUUAUCUGGAGCUCUUCUUCACACGGCUGAGCAAAAUCAUAACCGAAUAUUGAUUACACAAUAAAGUACUCCUUUUCCUGA